AAAGAACGCAAUAAUUUAAGCAGAAAAUAAUAAAGAAAAUAUAACUGAUCGGGGAGGAAGAUGGCGACUUCAUCUUCUUGGGCACAGGAUGUGAUCACGUGUGAUCUUUGUGACAACCCCACCCAGCAGUUCUGUAACAGCUGUCAGGUCAGUUUGUGUGGGGGUUGUAUUAAUAAACAUGUAGAAAGUCUGAAGUCUCAAACACAUGACAUUGUUCCUUUUAAAGACAGAAGAGAAAGGCUCGUAUUCUCCUCAUGUGCUUCUCAUCCCAACCAGAAAUGCGAGGGACAUUGUCAACAGUGUGAUGUCCCCGUCUGCUUCAGAUGUCUCACGGGUCCCCACAGGCCCCAUACCAUCAUAGAUAUGUCAGAAGUGGUACAACAGAUGAAAGAAGAAAUCAAGAAAGAAACAGAGGAAAUUGAGUCGUUUAUUUCAAGAUUCGCACUAAGUGGAGCGAAUAUUGAUCUAAAGAUAUCUAAAAUGACUGAAAAAUUUGAAACAAUGGAGAGAGAGGGAGAAAAUCUGAGAAAAUCCUGGCAUGAAGAAGUAGACAACAUUUUCGACACACUACAAUCAACAAUUAGGAAAAUGAAGGAUGGAAGACUCACAGCUCUCAGAUCACACCAGUCCAGGCUUCAUGAUUCGGGGACAAAAUUAGCAAGGAUAACAAAGGAAAACAAGAAAAUCCUAAAGUCCAAUAAAGUGUCUGAUGUUACAAGCUACAAAUCAGAACUUACGGAUUUCAGAGACAUUCCUACAGAUGUUGAUGUGAAGAUUCCUUCCCUAAAUAGCAACACAGUCCAGGGGAGAGAACUCAGCAUAGAAUUAGGAGAAUACAAGGCUACACUGACACAGACAUCUAUAUCCAGUCUGACAGAUGAAGUAUCCAUUUUAUCCGUGAGAAAACUAUUGGACAAAGCUAAAGUUAUUGCUACCAUUCCUUCUAGAAUAAAGUCAUUACGUCAUAUUAUCUGUACCAGAAACAAUGAAGCUUGGGCUUGUAGUGGAGAUAGAUUCAUAAGACGUAUUGACAUACGUGGUUCUAUAAAGGAGAAGAUCGCCACCAAGUGUAAACCCUCUCCAAAUGAAAUUUCAGUGACCAGGAAAGGAGAACUGAUAUACAGUGAUCAUGACAGCAGAACAGUGAACAUCGUCAGACAGGGGAAGAUAGAGACACUAAUCACUCUACCUCGGGGGUGGCAUCCUGAUGGACUGUGUUGUACCAGAUCAGGGGACAUACUAGUUAGUAUGUACACUACCGAUAAAAGUCAUUACAAAAUAGUCCGAUUUCAGGGACAAACAGCAAUACAAGAAAUAGAUAAAGAUGCCCGUGGACAAAAUAUAUUUGAAGGUGGGCAACCAGGGGUCUUGGUGGACGAGAAUAACAACGGAGACAUAUGCGCCUCUGAUUUUGAUACCAGUACAGUGAUAGUAAUGGACAAGACAGGAAGAGUUCGAUUCCGUUACGAUGGUACACCAACCAGGAGGAAGAAAUCAUUUGGUCCUGCGUACAUUAAGACAGAUUCAUUGAGUCAGAUUAUUUUAAUUGAUAUUAUUAAUGACUGUCUUCAUCUCUUAGAUGAGAAUGGACAGUUUUUAAGAUGCAUUAGCAAUUGUGGACUUCGGAAUCUUGGUGGACUGAGUGUGGACAGUGAGGGGAGGUUGUGGGUAGGGUGUUUUGAUUCAGGUGAUAUUAAAGUCAUCCAGUACAUGGAGUAAAGGAAUCACCCACUGUAAUAUGUGUAUAUAUCCAAAAAUGAUCUUUUAUACGAAUGUCGGCAGGCUAAUUACCAAAAGCUUUAAAUGUUUUAGCUGCAGAACUGUAGCUCUCCGAAAAAUAUAUUGACAGACCAGAGAGCUGCAGUGCCACCCAGUGAAAAAAAACUGUAUAUUUAAUGCGCACAAAAAGUGCGCUGUUUCUCGAUUUAUUUCUCCAUGUUUUUCAAACUGUCAUCUCAAAAUAAUACUAACAGUAUAUUCGUAACAUAUUUUUUCACUGUUUCUACAACAAAAAAUUUCUUAUAUAUUAUUGUUAUUAGCCCUCCUGGCCCUGAAAUUGAGAUCAUCGAAAAUUUCGUCUAUUUGUACUGCCAUUUUUGUUUGCAAGAUAAUUUGGUCUAACAUUCUUUGUUCAGAUGUCAUUUACGAGAGUACUAAAAUUAAUAUAACCAGAAGUCUCUGUCGAGACUGUAGCUCUACUGGUUUGUACUUAUAACAAAUGAUGAGAAAAGAAGCCAUUGCCACCAGACCAAAACUGUAGAAGGAGUAGCGUUUUAAAGGAAUUUCACAGACAUUUUUAUUUUUAGUAACAAUGGCAACACCGUUCAUCGAAAUCAAAAACCCAUGCACUAUUUUAUCUUAGUGUAGUAUACUUGUGUGCAAAGGUAUAUUGAAAUCAGACCAAAAUUGUAGGAGGAGUAGCUUUUUAAAGGAAUUUUUACAGAAAAUUCUAUUUUUAGUAACCAUGGCAACACUGUUCAUCGAAAUCAAAAACCGGUCUGUCAAUAUAUUUUUCGGAGAGCUACAGUUCUGCAGCUAUAAAUGUAUAAAAUCAAAUUUAAUUUAUGAACUAAGGAUUAAGAGCAAAGGUCUCGUUAUUAAACGAUAUUAAAUUAUACAAAGGAAAGUUUCCUCUCUACAAACUAUGCUAUGGUAAAAAAAAAUUGCAGA
This is a messenger RNA of Saccostrea cuccullata (small rock oyster), 2670 nucleotides long. RefSeq lists its product as uncharacterized. The transcript is spliced from 2 exons. Bases 61 to 1719 code for a protein of 552 amino acids. The record is from RefSeq and is a predicted model, not a curated record. NCBI's taxonomy places the organism in Eukaryota, Metazoa, Mollusca, Bivalvia, Ostreida, Ostreidae. Gene Ontology annotation, molecular function: zinc ion binding.